Messenger RNA from Nycticebus coucang (slow loris), 814 nucleotides. It is a transcript of the gene MOBP, whose product is annotated as myelin associated oligodendrocyte basic protein. Gene Ontology annotation, cellular component: cortical actin cytoskeleton. The record is from RefSeq and is a predicted model, not a curated record. Bases 210 to 671 code for a protein of 153 amino acids. NCBI's taxonomy places the organism in Eukaryota, Metazoa, Chordata, Mammalia, Primates, Lorisidae. The transcript has 4 exons. Gene Ontology annotation, molecular function: actin binding; myosin binding.
CUUGUGUGAUGAAAAACCCAGAUCUAUAAUCUCUCCCUAUAUAUUCUGCAUGCAUUGAGGUGGCCUCCACACUCAGGGAUCUGGUACAGACUUGGAACCUGCUUCACACACCAACCACUAUUUGAAGGAAAUAAAGAAGCAAAUGAUACCAAGACAAGCUCAUAACAGAGAUCUAUUCACCAGAUGUGUAUGGACAAAAAUACAGUAAGAUGAGUCAGAAGACGGGAAAGGAGGGUCCCAGACUCUCCAAGAACCAGAGGUUCUCCGAGCACUUCAGCAUACACUGCUGCCCGCCGUUCACCUUCCUCAACUCCAAGCGGGAGAUUGUGGAUCGGAAAUACAGCCUGUGUAGGAGCGGCUGCUUCUACCAGAAGAAAGAGGAGGACUGGAUUUGCUGCGCCUGCCAGAAGACCAGAACCAGCCGCCGUGCAACGUCCCCUCAGAGGCCCAAGCUCCAGCCAGCUGUGCCCCCCGCGGUGGUCAGAGCACCAGCCAAGCCAAGGUCCCCUCCGAGGACUGAGCGUCCGCCACGUCCCCGCCCAGAAGUCCGACCACCACCAGCCAAGCAGCGCCCCCCUCAGAAGCCUAAGCAACAGCCGCGCAGCAGCCCCCUCAGAGGGCCAGGCGCCAGCCGUGGGGGGUCCCCCAGCAAAGCUUCUAGGUUCUGGUAACACCAUCUCUUCCCUUUUGUUCCCCCAGCCCUAAGGUUAGUAGCUGCUUCCUGUGUUUACUAAUAUCCAGAUUAUUUCAAUGGUCCUCUUUCAGCCUUACCAACUUGUGUAAUCAACUCCCUGCAUUAAAUCCCCUCUGGUUG